This is a messenger RNA of Angiostrongylus costaricensis, 3312 nucleotides long. The record is from the annotation of a GenBank genome assembly. Lineage: Eukaryota; Metazoa; Nematoda; Chromadorea; Rhabditida; Metastrongylidae.
AUGGCUGUGGAUGCCCUCGUCGAGUCCAUAACCACAUACCGCUGUCUACCUCUUUGGGCUCAUCUCUAUGCUGUCCCAUUUGGAGUCAUUUACGCGUGUUGGUUUUAUAUUUGGAUAUCUGUCUAUGACUUUAAUGAAUACUACGAAUUGGGCCUGAUUGGAGUGGCCAUAAUUGGCUUGGUACAAGCCCUGCUUAUUCUGUUCUGUCAUUGGUUUGUCGGAGUUAAGUGUGCGCUCAGUUGUAGCGAUUCUCUCAAGGCAACUCAUUGUAAAGUUGUUCCAACUCCUAACAAUGGAUGGUCAGAACUUGUCCCUCUUAGACGAACCCAGGCGACGGGAAAGUCGAAGUUUUGGUUUGAGUUCCAAAAAGUGCAUUAUACAUUGGAUGAGGCAUCAAACACCUUUAAUACAGUUGUGUUUGAUUCAUACAGACCUAUGAAGUACUACCAGCAGUCCAGAGGAGUUGAAAGCGACGACCAACUAGAGGAGAUCAGUUAUCUUCUAGGAGAUAACAAGACUGAAAUGGUGAUACAGCAGUUUUGGGAUCUGUUCAAGGAACGAGCGACAGCGCCGUUCUUCGUAUUUCAGGUGUUUUGCGUGGGACUUUGGUGUUUGGAGGAUAUGUGGUAUUAUUCUGUAUUUACUUUACUGAUGUUAAUGACAUUUGAAGCAACACUGGUAAAAGCGCAGUUAAAGAAUAUGCAGGAAAUACGAAAUAUGGGUAACAAGGCUUUUCUUAUCCAGGUCUAUCGGAAACAUAAGUGGACUAAAGUUAGAUCAAGUGAUUUGGUUUCUGGCGACAUCGUUUCUUUAGGGCGAUCUUCUGACCAACAAACCGUGCCUUGCGACAUGGUAUUACUCAGAGGCUCGUGUAUUGUUGACGAGUCAAUGCUCACUGGAGAGUCCGUCCCUCAGAUGAAGGAACCUAUUGAAGAUCUCGAAAAGGAUAGAUAUUUCGAUAUUGAUUCUGACAGUCGUCUUCACGUUAUUUUUGGUGGAACUAAAGUUGUUCAGCACUCUCCCCCUGGUAUAUUUUCUAUGAUAGAAAUGGUCCAGAUAAUGGUUGCCUCUGGAAAUUGCUUAGGUUUGCACUUCUACUAUCUAUGGAUUGUAGGUGAUCAGGACGAAAAGCGCAAUAAAUACAAGUUAUUCUUGGAGUGUACGCUCAUAAUCACGAGCGUUAUUCCUCCUGAAUUACCUAUAGAACUGUCAUUGGCUGUCAACACAUCAUUAAUCGCUCUUCAGAAAUUAGGUGUAUUCUGCACUGAACCAUUUCGAAUUCCUUUUGCUGGUAAAAUUGAUAUUUGCUGUUUUGAUAAAACCGGAACCCUUACAACUGACAAUUUAGUUGUAGAAGGUAUUGCAUUCAGAACUGCUGAUUUGGUUCAAGAGAGCUGUUUUCAGGUUCUUGCGUGUUGCCAUAGCCUGGUCCGUUUUGAUGAUGAUCUAGUAGGAGAUCCCCUCGAAAAGGCAUGCUUAGCGUGGAGCGAUUGGUCGCUCACUAAAGGUGAGUCGGUUCUGCCACCAAAGGGGUCAAAGCAGCCUGGUUUGAAAAUCUUUCACCGUUACCAUUUUUCAUCUGCAAUGAAGAGGAUGACCGUAGUUGCUGGAUAUCAGAUCCCGGGAUCUCAGGAACCUAAAUUGAUCGUAGCAGUGAAGGGUGCUCCGGAAACACUCCGACCGAUGUAUGAAGUUAUCUCCGAAGACUACGACGAAGUUUUCACAAAUCUCACACGACAAGGUGCUCGAGUACUAGCAAUGGGAAUUAAGACUCUAACGCAAACAAGAGUGAGCGAGAUCCGCGAAGUCACACGCGAAGUACUGGAAAGUAAUCUACGGUUUGCCGGAUUUGUUGUGAUUUCAUGCCCUCUAAAGUCUGACACAAAGGCGAUGAUUAAAGAAAUUGUCGACAGUUCUCACAAGGUCGCAAUGAUAACUGGUGAUAAUGCGUUAACAGCUUGCAACGUGGCAAAAGUGCUGAAAUUCGUGAAGAACAAAGUGCCAACAUUGAUUUUAGACGAGCCACUAGAAAAAUCUGCAACAUGGAAAUGGAAGGCUGUGGACGAAUCAGUUGAAUUUGAUGUUGUUCCAUUCACAAAUAAGCAGCAGUUAAAGAAGUUUUUCAUGGAAAACGAAUUCUGUCUCACUGGGCCGGCUUUCUCGAAUCUGAUCGAAAAUAAGCACGAAUUCUUGCGUGAUCUCCUAAUGCAUGUGCGAGUAUUUGCCAGAAUGGCUCCUAAGCAGAAGGAACGUAUUAUAAAUGAAUACAAAUCUCUUGGAUGUAUAACCCUCAUGUGUGGAGAUGGAACUAAUGAUGUCGGUGCUCUCAAACAUUCCAACGUUGGUGUUGCCUUGUUGUCGCACCCAUACGAUGCUACAAAGACUGAGCAAAAAGAAAAAGAGAAAACUGAGGAGGCUCGUCGACUCACUCAUAGAGAUGGCAAUUUUCCCUCAGGAUUGCCAAAUUUCGUGAGUCGUCGUGGCGAAGUACCAAUUGGAGCACGGCCGAGAGGCACACAACAACCAUCGAUAAACGUACAAAGUAAGUUGGAAAAGCUUAUGAAGGAACUUGAUGAGGAAGAAAGAACGUCUGUUACAAGACUUGGAGACGCAUCCAUCGCUGCUCCGUUCACGUCCAAGUACACCAUAUGUCAUGUUAUCAAGCAAGGGCGUUGCACUUUAGUGACGACGUUGCAGAUGUUUAAAAUCCUUGCACUUAAUGCUCUCAUUUCUGCUUAUUCGUUAUCAGCGCUGUACAUGGAUGGAGUCAAGUUUAGUGACACCCAGGCCACCAUUCAAGGACUACUUCUUGCUGCUUGUUUUUUGUUUGUUUCUCGUUCUAAGCCUUUAAAAACGCUAUCUAAGCAACGUCCGAUGUCGAACAUCUUCAAUGCGUACACACUUUUUACCGUUGCCGGACAAUUUAUCAUACAUUUUGGUUGUUUAUUAUAUGUAGUAAAAAGUGCUCAUGAAGUGAAUUUGGAAUCGAAAUUUACUCCAAAUGUUUUGAAUACGUGCGUUUAUAUCAUCUCCAUGGCGUUACAAAUCUGCACUUUCGCCGUAAAUUACAGGGGUCGUCCAUUUAUGGAGUCUUUGCUGGAGAACAAAGCAAUGCUCUACAGUCUAUUGAUUUCGGGUUCUUCAGUUUUCAUGCUAGCUUUAGGUGCCUCAGAAGAAGUGAUGCACCAGUUUGAACUGGUAGCACUUCCCUCAGAGCUUCGAAAUGUCCUGGUGUACUGCGUUUCUUUCGAUCUUUUUGCUUGUUAUAUGGUCGAUCGAGUCCUGAACUUCCUGUUAGGUGAUAUGUUUUAA